Molecule: messenger RNA, 771 nt
Organism: Penicillium daleae
Lineage: Eukaryota; Fungi; Ascomycota; Eurotiomycetes; Eurotiales; Aspergillaceae
Exons: 1
Coding region: 1-771 (256 amino acids)
Source: RefSeq, a predicted model, not a curated record
AUGCCUCGUCCCGCAGUCCAUAUUGGCCCGAAGACAUUAGUCGAGUCUGCUGCGCCUAGGCUUGAACUAGGCCCAUACCACACGACAUCAAGCGCCUUACACAAUCUCGAGUUCAAGGGGGAUCUUCGCCCAUGGCCAGGCUUUUUGAGUGUCGUACAGAGUAUGUACGAAAGCUACGCCUGGCGGAAUGAGUGCCUAGGCCUAAGCCUCCGUACUAGGGACCCCUACACAUAUGGAAACGUCGUGGUUGGGGACGAGCAUGGCGUGCAAGGCCGCUUCCAUAAAUACUUCGGCGACACUAUGAACGCGGUCUUUAACUCGCAAUCAAUGGGCAUGCGCUUCGCAGAUUUCAGAUGCAUACAGUCCACUUAUAGUGGUAUACCUGAUGUGAUCUUGAUGGAUGAAAAUCACCAGUUGAAAGUUAUUGGGGAGUUUAAGGUGCCCUGGAUUCGAGAUCACAACAUUGGGAAACACUACUACCAACGGGAUGGCUUGAGGAAGGUACUCGCCCAGCCGAUACAGUACAUGCAAGCACUAGGAUGUGUGUAUGGAUUCCUCAGCAACUACGACCAGACAAUCUUCCUCAGACAGCUCGUUGAUAACCAAGGAGUCUGGAGAAUUAAGUAUUCUCCAGUGAUCCGGGCAUCCACCGCAUACAAGAGUAGCGAUGUGAAUCCCGUUGUCUCUGUCAGGCAAUGUUUGUUCUAUGUAGGAUGUGAUGCUAUGAAUCAGGGGCUGGUUCAUAACACCACUCCUCUGUGGGUUGUUUGA